GAUGGGUUUGCCAAACUGAAGAGCCACAGGGCGCUUUAGAAAAUUACUACCUAAAUAUUCCCUCUUUCCUCUUCACUCUCUCUCUAGAAACAAUACCUUUCUUCAGGAAGGAAACAGGGUAAAAGGAACAACACCAGCGAUGGCUACGUCUUCUAGAAGGUCGAGCGGGGCGGUUUUGCCUGGCCACCGCGCCGACGCUAUUCGUAAUUCCUCCUCCUCGUCGUUCGCUUCGUCUACCAGCUACUAUUCCUCAUCUCCUGCAGCCGGUUUCCUCAACCAGCGCCGUGCGGCCUCUCCGACGCGCGUCAACCUCCACGGCCUGUUCUCUCCGCCUCCGUCGCGCUCCGUUCGCUUCGAAAUCGACAGAUCUAUAUCUCCGCGCCGCUCGAUCGCCGCGGCGCCGCGCAAUCAGGUCGUGCAGAGGAGCGGCGGGAAUAUUCAGAAGCGGACGUGCCUAUGCUCCCCGACGAAUCAUCCAGGUUCGUUUCGAUGUGCUUUGCACAAAAACAGCGGCGGGAAUCAACCGAUCUCAUACUCUCCGAAUCGGUUGAACAUGAGGAGAUCUGCGAUGACGAAUUCUCUGGUGAGGAUCGGCACCGUGGAAGGAGAUCUGGUGAAGCGAGCUCUAGCGGCUUUGAUUCGUCCGUCGUCGCACCAGCAGCGUCGCCGAGCCGACUUCCGGCCGCGGCAGAGCCGUCUCUCGGUCAUGUCCAACGCCGACGACCUCUGACUCAGCGAAGCCGGAGUCUGCAGGUUUGGUUACAUUCGAAAUCACCAAUCGGUUGGCGAAAGCGUCCCGAUCCGCGGCGGCGACACCUGAACAAUUUUCGGAAACAGGGAAGCUGAUGUUUGUGUUGGUUGUACAUAUGCUUUCCAAAAUGAAGACAUAUUCGAUUUGAAAAAAAUAGAGCAUUCUCGAUCUAAUUAAUUGAAUGAAACGAAUUUGCCCAGACACCAAAGAGCAAUGAGGGGAAGAAACUAUAAUUUGAAUCUAAAAUUGAAGGAACAAGUAGUGUAUGCGUGUUGUGUUUGCGGCUGGUUGAGAUUAUUGAGAUCAUUCCAUUCUCAUUGCUGCGUAUUCCGUUACGGUGUCGUUUCCGUUCAAUCCGUUCCUCCGUUCCGUGCGUUGAUUCGUAUUGAGGUAAUUUUCGUCGUUCGCUUCAAUUUGUAAUUAUUUGUAUUGUAACUCGUAAUUUUGAUCUUUGAUUAUUUGUGUUGAGAUCUGUUGAAGCGUUGCCUGCAAGGAUCGUCAAGCAUGAAGUCGAAGGCCGCGGCUAUGGACUUCUGAUCUGGUUUUACCUUAGCUUGGAAGAUGGACUAAAGAUAAAUUUCUGUAAAUUUUACGGAAAUUACUUCACCUUUCUCCCUUCA
Salvia splendens (bonfire salvia) is the source of this 1371-nucleotide messenger RNA. RefSeq lists its product as uncharacterized. The coding region runs from base 140 to 730 and encodes 196 amino acids. The transcript has a single exon. Lineage: Eukaryota; Viridiplantae; Streptophyta; Magnoliopsida; Lamiales; Lamiaceae. The record is from RefSeq and is a predicted model, not a curated record.